GGAGAAGCCGGUUCCGGGUUUUGGCAGGCUGCAGGCGAGGAGUGGGUACGAAGUACUGUAAGAAGUUUGCCUAUCUGAGAAGGCCCACUUCUUGUUCAGUGGAUGAUGGCAUUUGAGCAGAUACCAAAGAAGAAUUGGUACAGCAUUCUGGGGGCAGACCCAUCUGCAAGUAUGUCAGACCUAAAACAAAAGUAUCAAAAACUCAUAUUACUGUAUCAUCCAGAUAAACAAAGUGCAGAUGUGCCAGCAGGAACAGUGGAGGAAUGUAUACAGAAGUUCAUCGAAAUUGAUCAGGCAUGGAAAAUUCUAGGGAAUGAAGAGACAAAAAAAGAGUAUGACCUGCAGCGGCAGGAAGGUGAUCUAAGAAAUACGGGACCAGUAGAUGCUCAAGUAUAUCUCGAAGAAAUGUGUUGGAAUGAAGAUGAUCACACUUUUUCUCUGAGUUGCCGAUGUGGUGGAAAAUACAGUGUUUCCAAGGAUGAAGCAGAAGAAGUUACCCUGGUUUCUUGUGAUACAUGUUCACUAAUAAUAGAACUCCUUCAUUAUGGCUGAAAUUGUUCACUAAAUGGGAUCCUU
Molecule: messenger RNA, 576 nt
Organism: Puma concolor (puma)
Lineage: Eukaryota; Metazoa; Chordata; Mammalia; Carnivora; Felidae
Gene: DNAJC24
Product: DnaJ heat shock protein family (Hsp40) member C24
Biological process (GO): positive regulation of ATP-dependent activity
Molecular function (GO): ferrous iron binding; ATPase activator activity
Source: RefSeq, a predicted model, not a curated record